Paramecium octaurelia is the source of this 668-nucleotide messenger RNA. The record is from the annotation of a GenBank genome assembly. NCBI's taxonomy places the organism in Eukaryota, Ciliophora, Oligohymenophorea, Peniculida, Parameciidae.
AUGAAUCAACAAGCACAAUAUUAUCAAUAAGAAUAUUAAGCACAACCGCAACCUCGCAUUAAAAAGGCUAAAAGCUUUGAUGAAGAUGAUAAUGAUAACUUAGAAGUACUCAAGCUGAAAUAACUUAGAUUAUCAAACAAGGUUAUGGGAUUCAUGAGGCUUUGAAAAUUGACAUUCUGGAAUUUUAUAAAAGUUGUAGAACAUAACAAGAAUACAAGAAUCCAGCAGAUUUUGUGAAGCACAGAUUAGAUGGCAAGUAUGGACCUUAUUGGUUUGUAUUUAUGUGGGAACAUAAGAAUGGGCUGAAUGCUCAAUACAGUUACUAUAAUAAUGAUGACAAAGUAUUGGAAUUCAAAGUAAUUACUAUUGAAAUUAUAAGUCAAAUGGUUGGCAUGUCUUAAUCUAUUCCUUUAACCAAACCUAGCAACCAGCAUAAUUCAAACCAUAACCAAAUGCUUAGACUAUGCCUUAAUAUAAUACGUAAAAUAAAUUCUAUACAAUCUUAGGUAGUUUCCACCUCCUUUGUAUGAUUAAAGAUUUGAUGACUAUUAAGUGGAUCCCAGAUAUCCUUACUCUUAAAUGCAAUAAGGACCAUCUCAAUACAGAUAAGGAGGAUGGUAUUACUGAUUAAAUAAUUUUAUUGAUAAAAUAUAAGUUUUGUAACGAAG